Messenger RNA from Neolamprologus brichardi, 5705 nucleotides. RefSeq names its product synaptotagmin VIa (gene syt6a). Gene Ontology annotation, biological process: calcium-ion regulated exocytosis. Gene Ontology annotation, cellular component: exocytic vesicle; plasma membrane. Lineage: Eukaryota; Metazoa; Chordata; Actinopteri; Cichliformes; Cichlidae. Gene Ontology annotation, molecular function: calcium-dependent phospholipid binding; clathrin binding; SNARE binding. The record is from RefSeq and is a predicted model, not a curated record.
AUGAGUUCUGACAGAGAGGAGGAUGACAUGGUCUGUCAGAGAGCUGUGACCCUAAUUGUUGACCUCUGCCUGCACAACAGCACAUCGUUGGAUCAGGACACCUGUCAGGAUUUCCUUUUCCUAUUGUCUGGCCACAGCUCUGACCACAAAGAACCGGACGCUACUUUUGGCCUCCUGCUCGGUGUGUUUGUGGUCUGUGGCUUGGCAUUCCUGGGACUACUUACAUUUGUCUCCUGGAAGCUGUGCUGGGUGCCUUGGCGGACUAAGGCCCCCUUUCUCAGUCCAUCCCUCAGCCCGGCCCGUGGCCCACAGCACUGCCCGCUUCAGCCGCCACUCCCGUUACCCAGCCCCCAGCAGACGCCAGUCACCAUGGCAACAGAGAAGGUGAAGGACCCCAUGGGCUCGAUUGGUUUCCUGGAGGCUGCGGUGAAGAUAAGCCAUACCUCUCCUGACAUCCCCACUGAUGUGCAACUCUCCAUGAGGGAGCAUUUCCUGCGCCGCACACAACGCAUGCAAAGGCAAACAACUGAACCAGCUUCCUCCACUCGGCACAACUCAUUCAAAAGACACCUGCCCAGGCAGAUGCAGGUAGGCAGUCUAGACCUAGGAAAUGACUACAUGGUGGACAAGGAUGAAAAGCCCACUAGCAUCGGUCGUAUCCAGCCAGAGCUCUACCAACAGAAGGUCCCAGAAUCAGAGGACUCAUCCAACGACAGCAGCAAAAACUGUGGCAAGAUUAACUUCUCCCUCAAGUAUGACUAUGAAAAUGAGUCUCUCCUUGUCAACAUCCUCAAGGCAGUAGACCUGCCAGCCAAGGACUUAUGUGGCACAUCUGACCCUUAUGUGAAGGUCUACCUGCUGCCCGACCGCAAGAAGUUCCAGACUCGCGUCCACCGGAAGACACUCAACCCCACAUUCAGUGAGAGCUUCCAGUUUCCUGUGCCUUAUGAUGAGCUGGGCGCUAGAAAGCUCCAUAUGAGUGUUUUUGACUUUGAUCGAUUUUCACGGCAUGAUAUGAUUGGUGAGGUGGUGAUGGAAAACUUGUUUGAGACGUCAGACCUCUCCAGGGAGACAAACAUAUGGAUGGACAUCCAGUAUGCCACCAGUGAAAGUGUCGACCUUGGAGAGAUCAUGUUUUCACUAUGCUACCUGCCCACUGCAGGCAGACUCACACUUACUGUCAUCAAGUGCAGGAACCUAAAGGCCAUGGACAUCACUGGAUACUCAGAUCCCUACGUGAAAGUGUCGCUCAUCUGUGAUGGGAGACGUUUGAAAAAGAAGAAGACGAGCAUUAAAAAGAACACCCUGAAUCCCACCUACAACGAGGCCAUCAUCUUUGACAUCCCACCGGACAGUAUGGACCACGUCAGCCUGCACAUCUCCGUCAUGGACUAUGAUUUGGUAGGUCAUAAUGAGAUCAUUGGUGUGAUGAGGGUCGGAUGCAAUGCUGAGGGACUUGGCAGGGACCACUGGAACGAAAUGCUGGCCUAUCCGCGGAAGCCCAUUGCACACUGGCACCCCCUGCUGGAGGCCAAGAAAUCUGAGAAGGAGUGGAAGGCGAGGACAGCCAGCUUUGACAGCCAGGGCUCCUGCCCUUCACCCAGGCCCCCAGCCAGUCCCUGAGCAGAGCCACCUGUGACCCAGCAGCCCAGAAGGGGGUUUCCGUCCUCCUGCUAAACCACUUCCUGUCUGUCUGAUUGAGGAGAAAUACAACCCCAGCGUGUGUCCCUCUCCCGCUUUCUCCCUCUGUUUCUCCCUUCCUCGAGUCUAGUCCCAGAGCACUCCCAAGAACUGAUCUCGGACUACCGUCAGUCAGUUAGUUGUGUAAAACCAACUCUGUUUUCGGGUUAAAAUUUAGGGUCCUCAAUUUCAAAUGUGGGUGUUUUGAUGGCCCGAAGUCAUUUGGUGGACAUGCAGGCUGCAGAUACUGAGCCGUCUGAGCUGAGACGAGCUGAUUCCGGUGUCCUCACAGGAGACUUUUUAAACACUGAAGAUUCAACAUUGCACUGCAGAGACGUUUGAUGGAAAAAAAUUAAAAAGCUCAGUCGGAUAUCACUCCUUGAAAGCAGUGGAGGUUUCACAGAGGGAAGCUGAGGACAUGGCCUCAGCAGAAAAGGAGAAGACCUUAAGAGAUCUGAAGCUUUUUCAAAACUCUACAGCUGUAUAAGAAUAAAUGAUGCUGAGUGUAGCAUUUUGGAAAUAUUAGAUAUAAAACCACUCCACCAUUCGUUAUUGUUUGUGAUGCUCCAGCUGAGUUUGCUGUACUUCCAGUUUCAUCACUAACAGAAGCAACUAUCAGAUCUCCAUCUUACUGAAGAGAGGCUGGAUCAGACUGAAACUAAUAUAUUGUCAGCCUGACAAACUGCAGCUUUGGUGUGUUUUCAAAAGCAGACAUUUUACAUGACAAAGAAGAAAAAGCUGCAGGAUUAUUGGGCUUCACAGCAGAGCAAAUUGGCUGCAUUGCAUAUGUUUUUCGGGUCUUUGUCCAUUUUCAGCGUAAGAGGUAGGAGGUUAAAUUACCACAAAAAAGGCACAACCAGAUUUUAAAAGACAAAAUAUUAUUUUGACACACAAACGUUUUCACAGAGGGAGCUGCAAAGGUUUCCGUAAACAGUGAAAAUGCGAGCACACUUUACACGCCCUUACCUCUUUCUCUGUUUGAUGUUGCAAUCUCACCCUCUCUUCCAGGUAAAAACUCACAUCAACGCUAAUGUUUUCUUUCAGAGAAAAACACCUUUCAGAAACACUUUUGUCACAUAUUGUGUUUUUUUAUGUUGUUUUUUUUUCAUCUGAUUUUGGUGGCUGUGUAUAGCUUUAUGUACAGGCAUCUGCUGGUUACCAUAUGUAUGUUUUAUCUAAACAGAAAAAAAGAAGAGAAAUAUAAUGAUAAGGCUAGAUUAAAAAAAUGACUUUAAUUUAUGUAGCCUUGUUGGUGGUAAGGAUUGAAAAUAUUAAAUGAAAAAAAAACAUUAGAAACCUUCAACUUUCUUGAUGUUUAUGCUGUCUAAUUAUACUGCUGGAUUCAUUUACAGGGAUAAAUUAGGCUGGAUCUGUAAUAUGUGGCAUUUGGAGGAUAUUUGAUGUGAGAAAAUGUUUGAUCUGUAUCAGUAUUAUUAAUUUGAUUGGUCCCUGGUAAUUAUUGGCUCUCUUUACAGUAACUCAAGUUUUAGUUGGAUAAAAGAUGAUGGAUGCAGUCUGCGUAUCUAUGGAAUAUACACCUUUGAUAUGUUUGAUACAACUGCCUUUUACUCCAGACAUCAUACCGAGUUACAAUUUUGAACGGAUCGUUGCAUUGCUUUAUCGUACUGACUUAACACAUUAGCAGCUGCAAUGCUGCACAAGUGACGAUGAUGCAAUUUCAGUCAAGCUCCCUCAUAACCCUUACAUACAAUGGAUACUAAAUUUGUGUAAGUUUAAUUAAGCACUUAAUUGAACAAGUUAUGAACCCGUUUUUUUUUUAUAUCCAAUUAUGUUAAGCUCAUAGACUGUAUAUAAAAGAUGUCUGCAGCCAACGUGAUAUGACCCUUUGGUUAAUAAAGUCCUGUUGUGAAGCUUUAAGCUGCCCAUUUUUACCAUUACCAUGUUGGUGUUUUGGAGCCCUAUGUGUUGAGAGAGGGGUGCAUGAUGCUGAGAAACCGAGGAACACUCCACUCUCAUAGGGACUCAUCGGUGGUGUUGGGUGUACCAUGUUCCAAAGUAACACGUUAUAUAAUAUUAUUAUAUAUUAGUAUAGCAUUUUUCAAUAUCACAGUAAUGUAACAUAUUCUUGUACUAAAUUCAGUACUUACAUUACAGUUACAAUUUUGUCAUUACUUACAUUCCAAAGUGUCACGUUUUCUGUAGAAUUAAAAAAGCAAAAACAAAUCAAACAUGGCUUUUUAAAUGUAUAUUUACACAACAAUCAGCUGAUUUGGAAGGAUAAUCUCAGAAUGGUCUACAUCAUUUAAAGAGUGGAACUUUGGAUAUUCCUUUUAUUUUUAUUGCACGAAAGAACAAAAGCGCAAUGGCAAAGUGCAAACUACAUCUAGAAUAGAAACAGCCACAUUGUACUGCUCACACAGCAUUGGCUCUUUGCAGGCAUCUGCACAGAUAGCAUGCUAAUGCAAAAGCUAGCAAAGAAAGCACAUUGUAGGUUCUGUGUUUGUAGGUGACACUAAAAGGCAGAUCUGAUAUGUUUGUCCUCAGUGAGACAGGGAUUUGUGUCAGUUUGUGCAUUAUAGCUUUGGGUUUAUAUAGUUAGCUGAUUAUUAAAGGAAAACAAAAUUAAUUUAGCAAGUAGUGUAACCAGUUAAUUUCCCGAAUGAGUAAUUAUGUAAUGUACUACAUUACUAAUGAGGAAAGUAAUGAGAAAUGUGCAAAGUAUUACUUUGGAGUAAUGACCCAAAUACUGCUCAUCAAUCAUAGCCUAGGCCAACAUAAAGCACAUUCUGCUUUAUUGUUUUAAAUGCUAGUGGCAAAUUUGAGAUUUACUGAGACUCAAUGAGCAGAAAAGUUUUUCUUCCUGUAGACUUGCAACCUGAUGAGUCAGCCUCUACUAUUUAUUGGAAGAAAACUUGCUUAAGGCACUUUCCAUAUUGGCUUCACUUUUCAAACAAGGAGGCUACGUUCAUCUUUUAUUUACAGUCUAUUGUUUAAUCCCCAAACGUUAACUCUUAAAAUUCUUCAGCCCUGAUUUCUGUGACUUUAUUAGUUUUCUCACAAGUACUUAAACAAUGUCAGGAGAACCAAAUCAGGAAAUUAUCUAAGCUGUUCUUUCUCAUAUGGAUCACAGAUUAUGACAUAAUCUGUUCUGUCACUCCCAAAAAUGAUACCUUUUGGUUUAGACAAAGGGGCUGACUAGACAGAUCAUGCAGGAGACAUUACAACCAUUCAGAAGCCGUGAAACGUCUGGACUAUUAGCUGCAUUACUCUCAAAUUAGCACAAUCAAUUAUCAUACAGACUUUGUACUGAGGAGCUGACAGGUUAAAGAUCAUCUAAUCCAACAAAUAUUUGAGCUUUUACAGAUUCUCCAUCAUGUAAUAGUUAGAAAAAGUCAGCACCCAGAACUUUCAGUGCAUUUGUAAAAACACCUAAGAAGAAUAGUAUGCUGCAGCAGGCAGGUUUUUAUUUAUUUAUUUAUUUUUUAUUCAGGGCAGAUAGCAAAAUGAAGCACAAAUUGCAGUAUCACAUAAAAUGAAUACAAGCCAUUUCAUGGUUCCUAGCUGGUUGCCGGCAUGGCCUCGACUGCUCUCUUAUGAUCAAGUUUGACACUUAUUAAGAUGAAAAGCAGCUUUUUAACUGAAAAUAUUUCGUCAUGGACCUUUACGCCGAGGCCACUGAGAUUCCAACUCAUCCGAGAUUUUUUGUAGAUGGUAUCAAUCAGAAAAUCCCAGGUUUCCUUCUUGAAUUACCGCAUUCACAAGAUUUUCAGAAAACUUGACUCCAAGGUCAAGGUCCCCGAAAUUCAACUUUAUAUAAGAUGUUUUGUACGUGCACGUAUGAUAUCAAUUUGAAGCUCCUACGUCAUGUGAUUCUUGAGUUAUCGCAUAAACAGACUUAGAUGUCCACACCACCUGCCCCCCAGGUGUGUUGAUGACAAAACUCCAUCAGCCUUUUACGGCAGAGAGGAAAAAAGCUAUACAUAUAGAGGGUGUCCAAAUUAAUAGGCUGCAUCCUCCUGAGGCCGCAUUUGUAGGCCGAUUACGUCACAGCGACGCGACAAAGG